This is a messenger RNA of Neurospora hispaniola, 3023 nucleotides long. RefSeq lists its product as uncharacterized. Gene Ontology annotation, molecular function: zinc ion binding; DNA-binding transcription factor activity, RNA polymerase II-specific. Bases 278 to 2554 code for a protein of 758 amino acids. NCBI's taxonomy places the organism in Eukaryota, Fungi, Ascomycota, Sordariomycetes, Sordariales, Sordariaceae. The record is from RefSeq and is a predicted model, not a curated record. The transcript is spliced from 4 exons. Gene Ontology annotation, biological process: regulation of DNA-templated transcription.
CUGCCUGCCUGCCUGCCUACCUCUGACUACUACCUAUCUGCUACCUUGCGGUUGGACCCCCAUCACACACACAUAACGGGUCUACCCAUCAGCAAUAGUUCAAGAGCUGAGUGAACCGCACCGCUGUAACUUGUCAACACUGUUUGGUAGAUACUUGUCUCGUCUUUUCGGGUUUCUUCCCCUUUCAGACACUCGUUCAAGAAGAAUCAGAAACAAGCAAAUCUACCCCUUUCCAUUGUCCUGUUACUAUCUUCAUCAUCCAAACUACUUGAUAAAGAUGGUCGGAGUUCCCGGAAAAUACAAGGGCUGCAAUUCUUGCCGCGUCCGGAGAGUCAAGUGUGACAACGAACGACCCUUUUGUAGGAAGUGUAUCGAUAGUGGUCGCGAGUGUCUUGGCUAUAAGCGUGAAACCGUCUUCAUUGUCGGAACCAUCGAGGACGGCGGGCGUUGUUCGUCUCAUCCGCCAAGGGUCAUCAAGUCCAAGAAGGCCAAAGCUUCAACCUCAUCGAAAAGUGGAGGAGAGGAAGAUAGGGAGACUCCGCGGCAGAGGCAUCAGAAACAUCGUAAUCUGGAGCUCUUUCCGGAUCAGCCGCUCCAGUCGGUCUGGGACGACUUGAUCAUGCUGUCCACGAGCUCGGGGACGAAGUACAACGUACAGUUUACGGCUCUGAAUACUCGGCUUCAGAAUGUUGUCCGCGGUAGUGGCGGCAACAGAGAGGCUACAGGCGAGUUCAUUGUGAGCUCGAUGGCGGAUUACGAAGUCUCGAAUGUACAGCUUGAUUUCAGUGGCCAGGACUUCGAGCUGAAGUCACAGUGUUUGAUUAGUUUACCGGGAAGCCAGGACAGAGAUCCAUACAUGCCAUCGAUCGGCUCAUGCAUCAUGCUUUACGAGCACAACAACUCGACUCUCCACACGAAUCUCUAUAGCAGCCAGUCACUGAUCAAGAAUUCGGGCGCUCAAAGUGAUCCCAUUAGACGCGCAGGGCCAGAGAAAUUCCAGACAUUCCCUAACCAUCACUUCUUUGUCCGAGUCUACCGGCCUAAUGCUAUCCUGACCGCACUGCUCAACCGCACCCCGACUUUUCUCGAAUCCGCAGAAUGGACCUCCACUCCCUGGGAGAAGCACCCCAAGUCCAUCCUUGAUCAGCUUUUCGACAUAAUCACCCUCCUACCUCGCAACCUCUGGCGAGCAGACCGAGUCGCCGAAGAAGUGCCCACGCUUGCCCGUCGUCAGCGUGCUCAAGACCUCUUGAUUAGCUGUCUCAACAUCGAACGACAACUCAACGCCUGGUCUUCAUCCUUCAGCGCCGAGAGAACAACCGCUAUUUCACGCCAGACAGCCGCUGUCAUCACACCCUCCUCGUCCUCAACAUCGAUGUCAGACUACGGGCAAUCUCCGGCCUUCCAAACAACUCUACCAACCACAACAGCAACCUACCCUUACUUCCCCCCUUCCUCAUCACCCUGUUUCCAGUCCCAUUCCCACUCUUACUCCCAAACCCAACCCUCCUCCCAUUCCCACCGCCGCUCCUUAUCCAAUUCGACUUCCAUAUCCCACUCCAGAUGUACCCCCUCCCCCACCCCCUCCGCCUCUGCUUCCUCCCCACGCUUCCAACCCUACCUAACAACCUCCCCUCAUUCUCGCUCGCAUAAACCCCUCCAACAAAGAUCUCGCCGCACCUCUCCAUCCUUCACAACUCGCCCAACCACUCCUUACGGCUAUUCGGCAGGAUACCCCUUCACCAAACCCCCCUUAACCUUCCCCACCUCCCAGCUCGCCCUGUCCUAUAUUUUGUAUUGCACCAGCCUCAUGCAGCUCUACCAGACAAUCGAGCGCGUAUACUGGAGUAUCUUCGAGCCGUUAGACCUUACCGACCUUCCUACCGGAAACCACCUGCACAGCAGUAUCCAGUUACAGAUGCAGGCGCAGAUACAACAGCUUCCAGUUGAUCUCAUCCCCGACCCGGCGAGGUACGGAAGUAAGGCGGUAAGGGAAUGGGCAGAGAGGGCAUGUAGGAGCUUGGAGUUUGCAUUGAACAACAACAUUAACAACACUGGUAGUGGCGGUGGCAGUGGCGGUGGCGGUGUCGACCCGGAACUGUUGGCUUAUCCUCUUCGUGUGGUAAGGGCGUUUUAUGAGAGUUUGGGGGCUACUCCUACUUGGGAGAACCUCGGUGUUGGCAUGGGCGUGGAUGUGGACAUGAUGGGGGUUGAUGGCAUGGGUAUGGGCAUGGGCAUGGGCAUGGGUAUGGAAAUGAACAUUGGCAUGAAUCAUCAGAAUAUGAUGACUGGCGGGAUGGGAAGUAUGAGUUACUCGGCAGGUAUGGAAAACUUGAAUAUCUUCUCGACGACGCCCACGCCCACGACGACGACAGCGGCAAUUAUGAUGCAACAACAACAGCAACAACCUCAGGCACCGCCGCCGGACGGCAGACUGGAGGUUAUGUGGUGCGAUCAGUUUAGGGAGAGGUUGAAAGUUAGGGGGGCGGAGAUAUCCAGCUCUAUUGUGGGUGAAGGAAAGAAGUGGAGGGAGAUUGCUGCUUUUGGGUAUUGAGGCCAGACAGGCAGAUACGGGAAUGAGACAAAGACGGGUGGUGUACGGGUUAUUAGAUGAGAACACGAUGCAAUGAUGGAGAUCAGGGGCUGGCUUUUCUUUACUCUAUCUUGACUUUUCUCCGUCCAUUUUUCUUUUCAUUCCAGGGGACAUAAACAAAUAAGAUACUUACCGGCUGGAACACGCUGGGCCUCGCGAGAGGUUUGAAGAAACGUAUUGGGACGGUAAAGGACGGUUUUGCGUUUGCUUUUUGGGGUUUUGGGACACUGCUUUUUGUUUAUAGUUUGCUACUGUGCUGUGUUUAUCAGUGGUUUUUCUCAAAUGGAAACUCGCUCUUCUCAUGUCGUGAAUUUUCUCCAAUUUUGCUACCUUGUACUGGCAUGAUCUACUUCCAUUUAUGUGUUCUUUUCCUCUUCUUUUGCCAUAAAUGCGAUAACUACCAUAGAAGCCUGCCAAAUUCGGACUCGGG